AUGCUGACAGAUCAAGGAACACAAUUUACAUCGGAUCUCAUGAAAGAAGUAAGCAAGCUACUGUCUAUACGCCACUUCACGACCUCGCCAUAUCACCCAGCUGCAAACGGUCUUGUUGAAAGAUUCAAUGGAAGCUUAAAGCAGAUGCUGAAACGUAUGUGUGCCGAGAACCCAAAGGACUGGGACAGGUAUAUCACCCCACUUCUAUUUGCAGUCAGAGAGGCACCUCAGGAAAGCAUGGGGUUUUCCCCAUUUGAACUUCUCUACGGAAGGAAAGUUCGUGGACCCCUCGACAUCCUCAAAGAACUCUGGACAGGUGAAGAUGAGACAGCCGAAACCAAGUCUACCUACCACUAUAUCUUGGAUCUUCGGAACAGAAUCGACGAGACUUGUCGCAACGCUCAUACUCAACUACAGAAAUCUUCAGAGAGAUACGCAAGGUACUACAAUCAGAAAGCCAAACACAGAGAAUUCCAAGUUGGAGACAGAGUACUCCUUCUACUGCCAACAGACCGAAACAAGCUUCUUCUGCAAUGGAAGGGCCCUUUUGAAGUUGUCUCCAAAGUAAGCGUAACGGACUACAGAAUCGAUUUGAAUGGUAAACCAAAGGUAUUCCACAUAAAUCUCCUAAAGAAAUAUCAUGACAGAAAUAACACAUCUCCUUCUCUUUCAGGUACUGAGACAAUUUGCUCCGCAGUGGUUGAAUGCGAGGAUAAUGCCGAAGAUGAAGACACACCAUCUCCAACCCAACUAACAAACAGAUCUCUCUUGCAGCCAUUUCUAUUACAGGCUAAGGAAUCACUUGCUGAUGUUACCAUUAAUCCAGAUCUUUCUCCCUCACAGAAAGAACAGGUCAAUGCACUUCUCAACAACUACAAAGACGUCAUGUCAGAUCUGCCGAAUCGCACAUCACUUGGCGAACACAACAUCUUACUCGGUGAAGUCGGUGAUCACAAACAGUUAAAGAGUAAACCUUACCCUAUUCCUCAUUCUCUUAGGGACACUUUCAGAGAUGAAGUGAAGACCAUGCUGUCUAUGGGGGUUAUAGAACCUUCAGAUAGCCCCAUAGCUUCCCCAAUUGUCUUAGUCAAAAAGCCUGAUGGUAGUAACCGUUUUUGCGUGGAUUAUCGGAAGCUCAACAAGGUCACUGUAUUCGACGCUGAACCCAUACCCGAUCAAGAUGAAUUAUUCACAAAAGUCGCACAUGCCAAAUACUUUACUAAGAUAGACUUAAGUAAAGGCUAUUGGCAAGUUCCUAUGUCACACAAAUCAAAACCACUAACUGCCUUUCUCACUCCUGAUGGCCUUUUUCAGUUUACAGUCAUGCCCUUCGGCUUGGUGAAUGCGCCUGCCUCCUUCAGCCGAAUGAUGAGAAGACUACUAAAAGGACUUGAUGGAGCUGUAAACUAUAUAGACGAUAUCCUGAUACAUUCAACCACGUGGGAUCAGCAUCUUGCCACACUCACCGAGUUGCUUAGCAGGCUACGAGCAGCAAAACUGACAGCCAGACCCAGUAAAUGCUUCGUGGGACAAUCGAAGGUCGAAUUUCUGGGACACGUAAUCGAAGAUGGAACAGUAAGUCCUCGACCAGAGAAACUCAAGGCAUCCAAGAAAUCAGCAGACCUCAAACCAAACGAGAACUUCGAUCAUUUCUCGGCAUGA
Lytechinus pictus (painted urchin) is the source of this 1662-nucleotide messenger RNA. RefSeq lists its product as uncharacterized. Gene Ontology annotation, molecular function: nucleic acid binding. The coding region runs from base 1 to 1662 and encodes 553 amino acids. The record is from RefSeq and is a predicted model, not a curated record. Lineage: Eukaryota; Metazoa; Echinodermata; Echinoidea; Temnopleuroida; Toxopneustidae. Gene Ontology annotation, biological process: DNA integration. The transcript has a single exon.